Messenger RNA from Danio aesculapii, 3957 nucleotides. RefSeq names its product plexin-B1-like. Gene Ontology annotation, biological process: regulation of cell migration; regulation of GTPase activity; negative regulation of cell adhesion. The coding region runs from base 25 to 1782 and encodes 585 amino acids. Gene Ontology annotation, molecular function: semaphorin receptor activity. The transcript is spliced from 15 exons. Gene Ontology annotation, cellular component: semaphorin receptor complex. Lineage: Eukaryota; Metazoa; Chordata; Actinopteri; Cypriniformes; Danionidae. The record is from RefSeq and is a predicted model, not a curated record.
UGCAAAAAAGAGUUUACAGACCUGAUGACUGAAAUGAUGGAUGUGACGAGUGAUCUUGUGGGAUCAGGGAUCCCUUUCUUGGAGUACCGCAUGUAUGCAGAGCGUAUCUUUUUCCCCGGACACCGAGAGUCUCCGCUUCGCAGAGACCUGGAUGUGCAGGAGUGUCGGCGGGCCACGGUGGAGCAGGGACUCAUUCAGUUAUCUAAUCUCCUAAACAGCAAACUCUUCCUCACAAAGUUUAUUCACACUCUUGAGAGCCAGAGGACAUUUUCACCCAGAGACAGAGGAUAUGUGGCUUCUUUGCUCACUGUGGCUCUUCACAGUAAGCUGGAGUACUUCACUGACAUCCUCAAAACAUUGCUGAAUGAUCUGGUGGAGCAGUACAUCGCCAAGAACCCUAAACUUAUGCUCCGGAGAACUGAGACGGUAGUGGAAAAGCUCCUGACUAACUGGAUAUCCAUCUGCCUAUAUGGCUUCUUAAGGCAUUCAGCUGGUGAGCCUCUGUACAUGCUCUUCAGAGCCAUUAAACACCAGGUGGAUAAAGGACCUGUGGAUGCAGUGACUGGCAAAGCCAAAUACACCUUAAAUGAUAACCGCUUGCUGAGAGAGGAUCUGGAGUACCGCACUCUGACGGUGAACGUUCUGAUGCAGGGAAUAGGCAUGAAUGAGGCUCAGCCGGUUGCUGCUAAAGUUUUAGAUUGUGACACUAUAACCCAAGUGAAGGAGAAGAUUCUAGACCAGGUGUACAAGGGCACCUCAUUCUCUCAUCGACCACAUACCGACUCUGUAGACCUGGAAUGGCGCUCUGGUGUAGCUGGUCAUCUAAUCCUGUCAGAUGAAGAUCUAACAUCUGUGGUUCAGGGCAACUGGAAACGUCUCAACACGCUCCAGCAUUAUAAGGUUCCAGAUGGUGCAACUGUUGCUUUAGUGCCACGCCACAGCAAACACAUUCACCAUGAUACCCACGAUUACAUCGCCGGGGAGAAGACGCCCAUGCUGGAGGAUGCAGAUGAAGGAGGAGUGAGGCUGUGGCAUCUGGUGAAGGCCAGCGAGGAGCCAGAGUUACCCAAACACAGACGAGGGAGUUUAAAAGAACGAGAACGAGCCAAGACCAUUCCAGAGAUUUAUCUCACGCGACUCCUGUCAAUGAAGGGUACACUGCAGAAGUUUGUGGAUGAUCUGUUCACAGUUAUUCUAAGCACUAGUCGACCGGUUCCUCUGGCAAUCAAAUAUUUCUUUGACUUGCUGGAUGAUCAGGCAGUCCGCCAUGGCAUUUCAGACUCUGAGACCAUUCACAUCUGGAAAACCAACAGUUUGCCUCUGCGGUUCUGGAUCAACAUUGUGAAGAACCCUCAGUUUAUCUUCGAUGUGCAGGUGUCUGAUAAUGUGGAUGCAGUUCUGUCAGUAAUUGCUCAGACAUUCAUGGACUCCUGUACUACCACAGAGCACAAGCUGGGCAGGGAUUCACCUAUUAAUAAGCUGCUGUAUGCUAGAGAUAUACCUCGCUACAAACAGAUGGUUGAACGAUAUUAUGCAGACAUCAAGCAGACAAUCUCUGCCAGCGAUCAGGAGAUGAACUCUGCUCUGGCUGAGCUCUCCAGGAAUUAUUCUGGAGAAUUAAAUUACUUGGUGGCCCUGCAUGAGCUCUAUAAGUACAUCAACAAAUACUAUGACCAGAUUAUCACGGCCUUGGAGGAAGACACCACUGCUCAGAAGAUGCAGCUUGGCUACCGGCUUCAACAGAUUGCCGCGGCUGUAGAAAAUAAAGUGACAGACUUGUGAUCAAGGACAAAGUCAAAGUGAAAGCAAUAAGUGCAAAGACACUCAUAGGGGUGACUGUGAACCCACGGUACAGGUACUUUAGGUACAGCAUCAGUUGCAAAUGUGUGGCAGAUUUCCACAAAGCUCAUGCUCCAUUCAUUUUGAUAUCUACUAACGGAGAUGAUUGAAACCAGAAGGGUGUAGAAUGUUGCAGUCUUUGAAUGUAGGAAUGGGAUGAUUUUAUUCAGAACUAUAUGGAUUACAGUAUUCCCAUUAGAGUUGGUCAGAUGUCCUUUUUCAUUUUUUUAUUAUAAACCUGGAUGCCUUGAGUUCAUGAAUCUACUCCCAGUGGACGUGUUUUUCUGCAGAAGAAAACAUAUAAGCUUUUUGCUUGGACAUGACUUUAUUACAGAACACUAUGAGAUGUUCUGUCCUCUGUCUACCUCUUCUUUCUGCAUCUGUCUGUGUGGUCUUGUUUCGCUAAUGUUCUUCUGCUCAGCGCAGCUAUAGAACGUUUGCUCUUGUUCACUGGGGGAAACAUUUGAAUGUGAUUUUAAGAUUUUGCUAAAACUGUCAAAGAAACAACCCCAACAAUGACUCGUUUUAAAUGUUUUAGAAUUUUUUUUUUUACUUUUUCAUAAUUAAUGUGUCACUGGAGAAAUAUUAAGCCAAGCAUACACUGUUCUCUGUUACAUAAGGCUCGUACACACCGGGAUGCUUUUUGUUUGCGUUUAUCAUCAGCGUUUUACGAGACGUUUUUCUGGGUUCAAACCCAAGCGAUUUUCACUGCCGUCGAGCAGAAGAGUAUGCAAAAUCACUCCUUGACAUUAGAUGGCGCUACACAAUUUUAAGCUUCUGACACCCGCUUGUAACACAGAAAAAGUUACUGGCAAUUCUAACAAGCAUGGAUGGCUCAAGUAGCAGCUCCAGCGAUGAAGAAAUCCAGUUGGUGAUGGUUGACAUUACUGGAGUUUUCCAGGAGAAAUAACAAAACGGGAGGGUGGCGGGAGAUGGAUCUGAAAUAAGGGAGACUCCCGAGAAAAACGGGAGUGUUGGCAGGUAUGUUAGUGCACUGGUGAACAAUAAUCAUUUCUUCAUCGCUAGAGCUGCUACUUGACCCAUCCAUGCUUGUUCGAAUCACCAGUAAAACUUUAACAACAAGCGUGUCAACUUUCUGUCUUCUGUGUUAGAAGUGGGUGUCAGAAACUUAAAGUUGUGUAGUGCCAUCUUGGGUUUGAAUCUGGAAAAACGUCUGAAAACGCUGACGAAAAACGCAAAAAAAAGUGUCCUGGUGUGUACGAGCCUUGAAGUGCCAUUAUUCACCAAGUCAGGUCAAAUCAUGUUCAGACACUUUUAAAUGUUUUUUUAAUCUUGUGGUGUCUUUUUAAGCUUUUUAGUCUUGUUUUUUUGUGCCAAUAUUGGGCUGAAUGGAUUAAUCGUCUCAUCCUCUAACAUUUCAUCAACAAGGCUUUUUGAAGACAGAUAACUGUAUGUAGGUACAUAUAAAAGAUAGUAUUGUAAAGUUUUAGCGUUCAUGUGGGAAAAUAAUGAUCUGUAUUGUAUGUAAAGUCAUGCUUAAUUAUAUUAGUGCUGGUCCACUGUAUAGGUAAAUGUGUUUCUCAGUCGCAGUUAACUUCUUUUAAUUUGAAGAGCAUUCUCAAACACUUAACGAUGGAAAUUUGAGAGAAAUAGUUUUUCAGUUGUCAAGAGGAAAGUUGUGACUGUGGUAUUUACCUUUUGUUUUUAGUACAGGGGCACCACGGGUGGGGUGGGGCGGAAUUUAGGACGAUUCUUAGACACUUAAUAGAGGGCUCAUACAUCCCCUUCUUCACUUUCAUCCGCGACUAUCCCCUGCUGCCAACCCCCCUCUUCAUUUUCAUCCGCAAUAGCCACCCCCCCCCCCCCCCCCUGUAUUAGUAUACUACAAUUUUGUAAAUAUUUCCUGUGUAUACUGAUUUCCUGUGUAGUGGUUUGGCAAGUUCAAAAAAGUAAAUUAUUUUAAAACUUGUAAACAGUUUAAAAGAGAUGUUUAACAAAAAAGCUUACAACUUUAACAUUAAGAAGAUUUAUAGAUUUUCAUUUCUGAAUGUAUGUGUAUUGUGAGAAUUCAAAUUUAAGAUAUGUUGUCUUUUUCAUAACAUCACAUGAACUAAAGUGGCAUUGUAUUUGGGCAUUCAAAGAUUAUGCAUCAGUUUA